This is a messenger RNA of Sinocyclocheilus grahami, 289 nucleotides long. Its product is annotated as transmembrane protein 189-like. Gene Ontology annotation, molecular function: oxidoreductase activity. The record is from RefSeq and is a predicted model, not a curated record. The transcript is spliced from 3 exons. Lineage: Eukaryota; Metazoa; Chordata; Actinopteri; Cypriniformes; Cyprinidae. The annotation marks the transcript as partial.
UUUUUAGUUUUUUUUUCAUUUAUGCCUGAUGAGCCAUUAUGGUCGAAUAUUCAUCCAAUUACUGACUAGUCAACAAGGAAAGCGGCUGCAGGAGUGGAUCUGUGUGAUUCUGUGCCCCUCGCUCUUUGUUAUAAACCUCUCUUUCCUCUUCCUCAACUUCUCCACUGUGCACAUCUACAAAAUCAUCUUUGGCAUUGUGACUGGUAUUGUGACAGCAGACUUUGCCUCUGGGAUGGUACAUUGGGGAGCCGAUACAUGGGGUUCAGUGGACAUCCCAGUAAUUGGGAAG